Caenorhabditis angaria is the source of this 1375-nucleotide messenger RNA. NCBI's taxonomy places the organism in Eukaryota, Metazoa, Nematoda, Chromadorea, Rhabditida, Rhabditidae. The record is from the annotation of a GenBank genome assembly.
AUGUAUGAAUAUAAAGUUUGUGAGGUUUAUCUAUGCAGAGGUGGGGUACCUGGCCUCACGUUGGCUUUGGUGGUAAGAACAUAAGCCAUGACAGGUCUAAGUGAAAACCUGGCUACCUGUCCUGUCCUGGACAGGUUCUUUUUUUAGUCGAGAAAAAACACGCCGAACAAAUAGGAGAGCGCAUUUUUAUUUUUUUUUUAAUGUAGACUAGGGGCUGUGCCCCUAGGCGAAACAGUCAGAAAAUCCUCAAAAAUUCUAAACUUUGAAGACAACCCUAUUUUUCGCUGACGUGAGAAAAAGUAUUUCUUUUAAAAAAGUUACGCCUGGGAAUACAAAUUGUGAAGUUUACAGAAGAAAAAAAAAAAUUCAAAACAAACUGGAAAUCGCGUGCAUAAAACAAUCCGAGAAAUCCGAAUGUCAAUCCGAAAAAAUAAGAACUUUGGAAGAGAAUCAUUUUAACAUAGUAAUUUCUAAACAACUUUCCUUUAACAUCAAUAGUAAUUAUGAAUAAAAAACUUUGCCCAAUAUUUUCAAUCAAGCUCUAAUCUCACCUGUUAGUUUUGCUCUCCCCCCCCCCAAAAAACCUCAAAAUAAACUAACUUGACUGGCCCAUUCCGUGAGAAGUUGUUGAUAUCUUUGAAUGUCCUGUCCAAACGAAACGUCUUCUUUUUCGGAAGCCUGAAACUUCUACAUUCUUUUUUUCAACAUUUUCGCCUAUUCUUAAACUUACAUCAAAAAAAUGGCAAUUGUGGAUUUUAUGGGACCGCUGCAUUUUGUGACGGUUUUCUCUAAAAAGAAUAAGAAAAUUAAAAAAUGUACCAAAUCACCCCAUUAAUAACACUUUCUGCGCUGAAAAAAACCACUCAAAAACCAGAAAAAAAAACAAAAAAUAAAAAUGCCGUGCAAAAAAAAAGAAAAACAACGCUACUCCGCCUGCGCGUUGUUUAUCGUAUUUGAUUUAUUGUUUUUUUGCAGGGUAGUGUGGGAAAUAGAGAGGGUUAGAGUGAGAGAGCGAUAUGUUUUUUAUAUGACAAGAAAUAAUUGAUUGAACGUUUUUUUUUUAGUUUUUUUUUCGAACUGAAAAAUUUUUCUGAUUUUUGAGUGGUUUUUUCAUCGCAAAAAGUGUUAUUAAUGGGGUGAUUUGGCACAUUUUUUAAUUUUCUUAUUUUUUUAGAGACAACAGUCACAGAAUGCAGCGGUCCAAUCACAUCCACAAUUGUCAUUUUCUGAUGUAAGUUUAAGAAUAGGCGAAAAUGUUGAAAAAAGAAUGUAGACGUUUCAGGCUUCCGAACAAGAAGAUCUUCCGUUUGGACAGGGCAUUCAAAGAGAUCGACAACUUCUCACGGAAAGGGCCAGUCAAGUUAGUUUAUUUUGA